UCUUCUCAUCCUUAAUAAUUUUACAACAGUUUGCAGUGCUCAUUUUUAAUAAAAAAAAUUAAAAAAGUAUUUUUAAAUUGGCACCGCCACUGAGAGACUCAUAGAUAGCAUCGUUAGCGUUAACUGGAAAUUGGCAUCGCUACUUUCUCUGUUGAUUGCAGAAGCCAUGGCAACAAGAACCCCAAAAAGAUCUCACGUGUUUGCUGCGGUCAUCUUCACUCUGUUUUAUGUCUCUGUUUCAACCAAAGAAAGCGUGUACGAACUUCUCCCAAAAUACGGGCUCCCGAGUGGUCUGUUACCGGACACCGUCACCGACUACACCCUCUCAGAGGACGGUCAAUUCGCCGUCGUUUUGGAGAAGCCGUGCUACGUGAAGUUCGACUACGAGGUCUACUACGCAACCACCAUCACCGGCAAGCUCAGCUAUGGCUCUAUCACAAACCUCAAGGGCAUCCAGGUCCAGCGCCUUUUCCUCUGGUUCAACGUCGAUGAGAUCAAGGUCGAUUUGCCCCCUUCCAAUAACAUCUACUUCCAGGUUGGCAUCAUCAACAAGAGGCUCAACGUUGACCAGUUCAAAACCGUUCAUUCCUGCCGCAAAUCCCUCACUUCCUCUCCUUGCCAUGGAAAUGGAAUUCGAUCGUUCUUAUCAUCCAAGCUUCCUGCACCAGUGGAUGACAUUCCUAUGCUACUCACGGAGUAGAUGCCGUUUUAUACUAGGUGUUGUAUGGGAUAAUGUAAUGACGUUGUAAUCUGUCAGUGUACCUCUAUUGCUAGCAUAUCUAUCAAGCGUCAGGACUCACAAAUCUCGAGUCUGGUUGCGUUAUAUUAUGUCCUCACGAGAACUUUAUGAACAUAUUAUGUACAUAUUUAAGUUCUGAGUCUUCAACAUCAAGUGUGCAACUUUCUGGUAACAUUUAAACGUGCUUAAUUUUGAAUGGCAAAGCCGGAUCUUGCCAAAACAA
This is a messenger RNA of Gastrolobium bilobum, 962 nucleotides long. RefSeq lists its product as uncharacterized. The record is from RefSeq and is a predicted model, not a curated record. The coding region runs from base 167 to 700 and encodes 177 amino acids. The transcript has 2 exons. NCBI's taxonomy places the organism in Eukaryota, Viridiplantae, Streptophyta, Magnoliopsida, Fabales, Fabaceae.